CCACUUUUUGACAUUCCGCGCGUUUCUCCCCAUCUUCUUUGCCUCUGCUGCGACAAAGUUCGUCGUUCGGGCCCGCAGCGCAGCAGCUUCGCAAAACAAAAGAAGUUCGCUCCCGGAAAAGAAUCCAUUCGUCAUCGUCGGAUAAAUACGAUCUCCUACUUCGGCAGCCCAAAAUGGACGUGGACGAGGAAGAGUUCGAGCAGCCCACUUCCAGCAGCAGCCGCGGCGAGCGGAAGCGGUUCGAGGUGAAGAAGUGGAACGCCGUCGCACUUUGGGCCUGGGACAUUGUGGUGGACAACUGCGCCAUCUGCCGGAACCACAUCAUGGACCUGUGCAUCGAGUGCCAGGCGAACCAGGCAUCGGCCACCUCGGAGGAGUGCACCGUGGCCUGGGGCGUCUGCAACCACGCAUUCCACUUCCACUGCAUCUCGCGGUGGCUCAAGACCCGGCAGGUGUGCCCGCUGGACAACAGGGAGUGGGAGUUCCAGAAGUACGGACAUUAAGCUGAGGCGCCCCCGGAAUCUGUUUACUAACUUAUGGAUCUUAACGGAAAACACCUUAAAUUGGCAGAGCUGGGGAAAAUUACAUUCAAAACUUUAGCUUGAAUAACUAUUUGAACCGGGUUGGUACGUCUUCUUUCGUGGAAUUUCUAAAGUUACAUUUUUGGAUGCAAUUUUCUCUAGUAUUGCUCUUGCUUGGCUUUGUAAAAGAAACAAAUUUUCAAAUGAAAAUGAUACGAACGAAAAGGAGAUUCAAAAUAAAAUUGCUAGCCUUAAACAGCUCUGAAAGUAAA
Molecule: messenger RNA, 793 nt
Organism: Culex quinquefasciatus (southern house mosquito)
Lineage: Eukaryota; Metazoa; Arthropoda; Insecta; Diptera; Culicidae
Gene: Roc1a
Product: RING-box protein 1A
Exons: 4
Coding region: 174-503 (109 amino acids)
Biological process (GO): ubiquitin-dependent protein catabolic process; protein ubiquitination
Cellular component (GO): cullin-RING ubiquitin ligase complex; nucleus
Molecular function (GO): cullin family protein binding; zinc ion binding; ubiquitin protein ligase activity
Source: RefSeq, a predicted model, not a curated record